This is a messenger RNA of Astrephomene gubernaculifera, 1942 nucleotides long. NCBI's taxonomy places the organism in Eukaryota, Viridiplantae, Chlorophyta, Chlorophyceae, Chlamydomonadales, Astrephomenaceae. The record is from the annotation of a GenBank genome assembly.
GUUGCUGCUGCCCUCCGCCGACCUAAUGACCCUGGCAGUCCGCAGCGAGCUGCUGCACCUGCUGCCCCCGCACACGCUGGCAGCCAUUGUCAACCGACUGCGGGUGCACUACAGCCGCCGGCAUGCCUCGACAGAGUCGGAUGCUGGGUCGCUGAAUGCCCCCGACGGCAGCACUUCAUCCGCAACCGCAUCCCAUCCGUCUCUCCACGAACCCAACCAGUCCUCCUUCUCGACCUCCGCCCCUUCUCCUGAGUCCUUCCCACAAGGCCGCAUGCCGGGUGCAGGCGGCCUGCAAGGCUUCCCGGAAGGUUUCGAACGAUCAGUAAUGCAGCAGCAGCAGCAGCCGCAGCAGCAGCAUGAACGACCCAUAGGUCAUCACCGCUUCUCAUCACGGCACCGCUCCUCAGACGAGGACUGCCCGCCCGCCAGCAUCGCCCUCGCGGGCCUGCUCGACGCCAUCAGUCGCCGCAUGCUGACGUCACCAUCGCACCAGCUGACGUCACUACGUCAAGAACACCAACCACCCUCUGCAACCGCCGCCCUAGGACCGCCCGCAUCGCAUGCAGCGGUCGGCGCCGCCAGUCGCUCGCUGCCUGCCGACCGACGAGUCGUCACGACCUCCGACCCGCCGCUGCUCUCCCUGGGGGUCGCCCAUGCACUGGCCUCGGUCCUGGUGACGGAUGGGGAGGUGGAGGCGCUCCCCCUGGCUCGAACUGUACGAGAUCUGGCGGGUCGCGUCACAGUGGCCCUGGCGGAACAGGCGCUGGCGGCGCCGCCGGUACGGCCCUUGUCAUCGUCGUCGGCGUCAUCGGCGGCGGCGUCAGGUACGGCAGCCGCCGUACUGACUGCUAGCGGCGGCGGUGGCGGCGGCGGCGGGAGUGCGAUAAGCGGCAACCGUGGCGCUGCAGAGGGGAUCGGGUUGGCGGCAUCAGCUGCUGCGGCGUUAAAGCUGUCGCCGACCGGGCGAGACGCAGCGGCGGCAGCAGCAGCAGCGGCAGCGGCGGCGAUACCCGUUCAGACGGCGGCGGCGGCUUCGGCCUCCGCGCCCUCUUCCUCCUCCUCGCCCGCAUCCUCGUCCUCCUCCCGCAGACUUCCGUUGUUGCUGCCGAGCCCCUGCGCACACUUGCAGCUGCUGCAAGUAGCUGCGCAACAGCAAUUGUACGGCAGUGCUAGCCCCAUCGGUAGCCCCAUCGGUAGCCCCAACCUCCUCGGCUGUAGCACCAGCAGGGACGGUGGUAGCGGUGGCAGCAGUAGCAGGCCUAUGGCGGGCAAGGGGUCGGACCUGCUGCAAGAGCUGCUUGGGUUGGCUCUUGACAGGCCACACAGCAGCAUUCAGGAGCGAGGAGGAGCUGGAGGAGGAGGGGAAGGGCGAGAGGCUGUGUCGGAGGCUCAGGGUUCACGACUGUCAUGGCUGUUGAAGGUUGCACGAGCGAUACUCGCUCGGCCGCCAGUGGAGGGCUGGAUGGAGAGCGCUGCCGUUGCGUCGUACAUGCAGCAGUGGAGGGAGGUGGAGGGCGGCGGCGGCGGCGCAGCUGCAUCUACGCCUCAGCAGCGGCAGCGGGAGCAGCAGCGGCAGCAAGAGGCCGAUAGGUUGCAGCAACAGCAGCAACAGCAGCAACGCGUCAUGCUACAGCUCCGGUUACUGUUGGAGGAGGUAGAGGAGCAGCUGGCGUUAUGGAGGGAGGAGCACGGCUUGACGCACGACAUGCAGGUUCAUGCAGGGCUAGCCGCUAGCGCAACCCAGAACCCGUUCGUCCUUCACCACUCGCCUUCCUCCGGGAGAGUCGUGGCCCGGCGGCAGCUGCAUGGUGGGGGUGACGAUGAUGGUCGCGGGAUGUGCCCUGCGGGGCGGGGGCAGCAGCAGGAUGGAGGUGGUGGGUCCGGCGCUGCCGCGGCCGCUGCUGCCGCUGCCCUGGGCGUUCCCUCGGGUGCCAUGAGGGCG